GUGCAUUACAACAUUGGCAUAACCAGAAUCUAGUUGUGUGGUGCGUUAAAAAGUGUUCGAUUUGGUUUUCAACGAAUUUUAAUAUUAAAGUCUCCAGCGAUGCCCGUGAGUUUGGGUGGUUCGUACCAGUCUUUGACCGGUACAGAAGACGUAUAUCGUUCGACAACUGUGACUGGAACACAACAGAACGUCUUGGAUACAGUAAAGAAGGCCCUCAGUUUUGUUUCCGGAUCCGGCCCAAAAGAUGAAAAACUCAUCGCAACCAAACCACAACCAAUCGUCAUCAACUCAAGGACUGACAGUGCUAACACAAACACUAGUAGAAAGAUGCCGAGUUCCGGGGUAGCUGAAGAAACAGCCCUUUUGGGCACAAUGCCAUCUGACAGCAUGGACGAUAUCGAGCUGAAGAAUAUUCAGCUACAAUUUCCGACCACGAGGUCGAUGUCCAGGGAUGACUCAACAGCCGUUGAAGAAACCGUAGAGACAGAUCGCGGACCGAUAACAGUUGCCGUUCAAGGAUGCAAGACAAAACCAGCCAUCAUCACUUACCACGAUCUUGGAUUGAAUUAUAUCUCCAGUUUCCAAGCAUUCUUCAAUUACAUCGAUAUGCGCGUUUUGAUGGAAAACUUUUGCGUAUACCAUAUAAACGCGCCGGGACAAGAAGAAGGAGCUCAAACACUUCCGGAAGAUUAUGUUUAUCCAACAAUGGAUGAACUUGCCAAUCAAGUGGAAUUUGUCUUAUCCCAUUUCGCAUUGAAAUCAUUCAUAGGAUUCGGAGUAGGUGCAGGUGCAAAUAUCCUCGCUCGUUAUUCGCUAAAAAAUCCCAAUAAAGUGGCCGCCCUUUGCCUCGUAAAUUGCGCAAGCACAACCGCCGGUUGGAUCGAGUGGGGGUAUCAAAAGCUCAACGCAAGACAUUUAAGAUCAAAAGGAAUGACGCAAGGUGUUUUAGAUUAUUUGAUGUGGCAUCAUUUUGGAAGGAACACUGAAGAAAGAAACCACGAUUUAGUUCAAGUCUACAAAAGUUAUUUUGAGCGCAACGUGAACCCAACAAACUUGGCAUUAUUCAUCGACAGUUAUAUUCGUCGCACGGACCUAAAUAUUCAUCGCGAUACGGAUCCAGGAAAAACGAAAGAUAUCCACACGUUAAAUAUGCCCGUUUUAAAUAUUACGGGAGCUUUGAGCCCGCAUAUUGAUGAUACGGUGACUCUUAAUGGAAGAUUAGAUCCUAAAAAUUCUUCAUGGAUGAAGAUUUCUGAUUGCGGAAUGGUCCUUGAAGAACAACCUGGAAAAGUUUCUGAAGCCUUCAGACUUUUCUUGCAAGGCGAAGGCUAUGCCGUUCGAGUGAGAAGGCGAGCGAGUAGCGCUGUCUCAGUUGAAGGUAAAUGUUAAGUCCACAACCCCCGUUCUUUGGUUUCGAUUCAGUACCGAAAGUUCAAUUUGCUCCAUUGUCUCCUGUUAAGAUCGCCCAGUUUCGUAAAGCUUCACUGGAAGAAUUAUUGAAAGAAAAGUUUCCGAACGGGCAGUGGUUAACGUCGGUGAUUCAUAUCACCGAAAACCCCAUUUCUGCCGUCGUUUGCUAAGUUAGAAAUAAAAUUAAAAUGAACUAGAGGCGAAUGGAUUGCGACAGCUUCUAAAAAUUGCGUUCGUACUAAAAUUUCUACUCUCAAAAUUUUGUUUUCAAAUCGAAAUUCGCCGGACGAAAAUAGACAUCAUGAUGACGACGAAAUUUUAGUACGACACGUUUUAUCCACAUUUGGCCACUGCCCCUUUUCGUAAAAAAAGCACACAUAUCUUAUGUUUAAUAAGUUUUUGUAAACAACUCUACAUACGAUGACACGUAAUAUAAUUAUUAUCGAUUACGGUACAAUUUUUAUUAACAUUGAUUAAAAAAAAAAAUCAAUCAUUUGAUGAAAACAAUUAUUCUAAAAUUAAUUAUUAAAAAAAAUAUUAUUUAAAGAUAUUGUUCACGCAGUAUUGGACAGCAUUUUAGAUAUCGUUCUUACUUAUAACCGAUAGCGAUUGCUUGAGAGGCCUCUGUAUUGUUUAUUAUUUCGUGACGACCUAAUGUUUUUGUAGUUGUAGAGUAAUACUUAUUAAAAAAAAGGGUAGUUAAUCGAGCUUUACUUGUUGAAUAGUGGGAAAGAUGCCAACACACGGUUAUUAAAGCAACAAAAUGUUAUAUUUGCCGAUUAUCUCGAAUAAGUAGAUAUGAAAAUAAAAUUUAAAAAAAAUAUCGAUACGCGCGAAUGUCUUUUCGGUGACUUCUACCUAUUCUGUUAAAAAAAAACGCUGUUAAAGAAAAACGGAAAGUAUAUUAUUGUAUAGAGGAAUAUUUUAUCGCCACGUUAAAUAUUGUAACGUAAUAAUUUUUGUUUAAUUUAAGGUGAAUUGUUGUGAUGAGGAAUAUAUAUUAUAUAUUGUGCCUAA
Molecule: messenger RNA, 2427 nt
Organism: Onthophagus taurus
Lineage: Eukaryota; Metazoa; Arthropoda; Insecta; Coleoptera; Scarabaeidae
Gene: MESK2
Product: Misexpression suppressor of KSR 2
Source: RefSeq, a predicted model, not a curated record